GACAGCCGCCAGACCACUGCAAGCAAAUCGAUCAACACCACGAAGAAUAGCGAAAAGGGAUUGGCAGCAAAUAAAACCAAACCACAGACGUCGCCUCUUUUAUCGUCCACUCCUCCCACAGUGGCCAAGGCUCUCAUCAAAGCAUAUCCGUAUUUGCUCAUCAUCAACAAGAUGUUGUCUGUGGCUACGUGGACAAACGACGACAGCUGGAUCAAUAUCGUCAUAGUCGCCGUCUACUCGCUUGUCAUUCUCUACUUUGAGAGCUUGAUCAUCUGGUUUGGCCAUAUCAUCAUUGUAGGAAUCAUAACGAUGUAUGCCUUCUUGAACAACAAGAUCGUGGAGGAAACGAAUUUACACCCAACACUCGACGAUGUUGUCCAGGCCUUGACGGCCACAUGUAUCAAGGCCGACAUGCUCUUGAAUCCAAUCACGUCGUUGUCGUUGACAGCAUACGAUAUCAAGCGGUUGUUGUUCACGACUAUCUUCUUAACCCCUGUCUAUCUUAUUGUAACUUUCUUGUUGAUAAAACCAAGGGUUCUUCUUUUGUUCUCAGGGUUGUUUGUCCUCACCUACCACUCGGCAUACUCCAGGGUAACCAGACGGAUUCUCUGGAAGAUCAAGUUGGCUCGGUUGUUGGUUUUCUAUCUAACUGGUUUAGAUUUUUCACAAGCCAAAAACUCGCUGUUAUUCGCUGCUGCUUUUGCUAAAGUGCAAAAGAACGCUGGUUUCGAUAACAAAUCAUCUGAAGGUGUCUCUAGUAACAAACCUGUCAGGUUUACCUACGUCAUCUACGAAAACCAGAGAAGAUGGUUGGGUAUCGGAUGGACUUCCAACCUCUUAUCGUACGAAAGAACACCUUGGACAGACGAGUUUCUCAACGAAAGCUCGAGCAUUGAGUCGUUCAAGUUGCCCAACACUUCAGACGACAAGAACUUCAACAAUCCGAGCGAAUCGUUGGGCAGAAUUAACGGCGCUACCUGGAGAUGGGUGGAUAAGGCGUGGAGGUUGGAUCUCACCAAUGACGGAGCCAUCACUUUGACAAACUCCAAACGGUCCAAAACUACAGCCAAUCCGUCCCCAGACGAAGGAUUUAUCUUCUACGAUAACACCUGGAAAAAGCCUACGACUGAAGAUUCGUUCUCGAAAUAUACCAGAAGAAGAAGAUGGAUUAGAACAGCCGAGUUGGUUUUCAACAACUCUAGUAAUAAUAGUAAUAUCGACGAGUCGACAGAUACAAGUGUCGGUACUGCUAGCAUAACGCCUGCUACCAGUGCUGUUCCUGACGAAAGCAUUGUUGUAGGUGAAGGCUCUACAGGCACGUCAUCGUUUGCCAGCUCCAAGAACGACGACGUAGUUGCACCCAAAAAGAGGAAAAAUUUGAGAUUCGCAGACAUCGAAGAAGAAACUGUUGAUAAGCUUCAAUCAAAACCUGUUUUGGACCAAAUUCUGUCGACGGAUGCCUCUGAUGAAGAGGAU
Molecule: messenger RNA, 1476 nt
Organism: Scheffersomyces stipitis CBS 6054
Lineage: Eukaryota; Fungi; Ascomycota; Pichiomycetes; Serinales; Debaryomycetaceae
Product: peroxisome biogenesis protein
Exons: 1
Biological process (GO): peroxisome organization
Cellular component (GO): peroxisomal membrane
Source: RefSeq, a predicted model, not a curated record